CUGUUGGCAGUCUGGCAACGCCACGAAAGUCGAGUUGGCAUUUGAUUUCAUUGCUGCGUUCGGAUCGAAAAAAUUGCAUAUUUCAUUGUUUAACUCCCAAGAACGUCAGCAAACAAGUAACUUGUAUAAUAUUUUGAGUUAAGUACAGCCGAAAACAGUGCCGUACCGAGUGCGUGUAAAUAAACAAGCGAUUUGUAUCCAAAAUGUUGCACAAUAAUGCGCCCUGGCUGCCACCGCAUCAGCAGCAGCAGCAGCAACAGGCCCCGCAGCAACAUCCUACUCCACAGCAUCAACAUGCAAUGCCCCAACAGCAGCAAACUCUUCCUGCCCAGCAGCAGCAAGUCUACGCCAGCCAAAUGUUCCAGCAAAAUCAGCCAAAUUAUUGGCCAGAUGAUCAGCACCAACAGCAGCAGCAGCAACAAUCCCUGAACUACAAUAACUACUUUGCGGGACAGCAGCAGCAACAUCCUAUGCUGCAGCAGCAAAUGCCACCGCAGCAGCAACAGCAACAGUCUACGCAGCAGCAACAUACUAUCCAGCAGCAACUGUAUUAUCCCACUCACCAGCAGCCACAAGUCCCGGCUCCAGCGGAACCAGCUCUGGACUCGUUUGACAACAAUAAUAGCGGAGGAGGAGGUGGUGGCGGCCGGAGCGAUGGCUGGGGUGAUUGGGGCGAUUGGAACGACAAUAGCAACAACAAUAAUAGCAACGGCACCGAUGGCCUGUUAGAGCCAACUGGACAACUGCUGGAGGAUUCCUUCAAUGUUCAAUCCUCGCAAGGUAGUUGGCAGGCGUUUGCAACCAACAAUGUCAAUAACAAUGGGGAGUUGCCGCCACCAGCAAAUCCGCAGUCAACGUCCUUGCAACAACAGCCAUUGAAUCAGCAAUCGACACCUUUGUUGCAACAGCAGCCACAAUCGCCGCCGGAACUGGGGCAGGAACCCGAACUGGAUGCCAUUGUGCCUCCCCAGGCUUUCCAAAACCAACCACCAACUGCAGCACCACCACCAACAUCACUGACUUCGUACUCUGCACAAAUGACUGCUGUGGGAUCGCCAAUCUAUGCUGUUGGAGCAUCUUCAGCACAUGGCGCAGGAGUGGGAGCUUCGCCAGCACCACCCACUGGAGUAGUAGCUCCGCCAGUACAUCUCGACGGUGUAGGAGCUCCGCCAGCACAUCUUGCAGGAGUUGGAGCUUCGCCAGCACCACCCACUGGAGUAGUAGCUCCGCCAGCACAUCUCGCCGGUGUAGGAGCUCCACCAGCACAUCUUGCAGGAGUGGGAGCUUCGCCAGCACCUUCCGCUUUAGUAGGAGCUCCUCCAGCACCUAACAUUGGAGUAGGAGCCCCACCAGUGGGAGCACCGCCAGCGGACGCUACAAAUAUUGCACCACCGGCUGCACUGCCACCUAGCAUGGUUUCAUCGUCUGGUUCCAAUCCCUUUAAGCGUUCCACGGGCCUAAAUAAGCGAGUAAACAUAAUGGCAGACCCUGCGGCAGGAGCUCCAUCGCCUCCAGCUCCUGUUGCUGCAAUUGCUCCUGUGGCACCAGUAGCAGCAAUUCCGCCACCAGCAGAACAGCUCUUUGGUGUGCCAGCAGAAGCUCAUGGAGAGGGUUUCAACUUAAUUGCGGCUCCACCGGUUGAGGCUUCACUUGGAGCUCCACUGAGUGCACCUAUUCCUGCACCCAUUCCUGUACCUAACGCAUCGCUCUAUGCAUCACCGGCUGUUCCACAGGCUUUUGCGCCCUUGGAACCGGACAAUCAGGAGGUUUUGUCCGCGCCGAAUGACGAACGGGCCCAGUACUUGCAGACCAGCCACCUGUCCGAGCAGCUGGGCGAAGGCGAAGCGGAUCAGGAUGCGGGCCUGCUGCCACCACCAGGACUGUCUCGUCUGGUUUUGGGCCAACCGGAGUUGGAUUCGCAGCAGCAACGCCAGGUCACAGGAGCCACAGAGCAGCCACCACUUAAUGUGGCCCAGGCAGCUGCUCUGCACAUGCAAGAACGUCGCGCAGAUGGCGAGGACACCUCUGACGGCGAACAGCAAGUGCGUAAUAUACAGACGCCACCUCGUCGCGUCGUAACCGGCGUGGAGACCAAUGCCCCGUCGCUGAGAGAACAGCGGGAAGUGGUGCUGGAUGGCGAGAAUCUGGAGGAUCGCGAUGCUAUAACGCCGCCAACGUUGGCUGAACUUCCAACAACUUCAGUACAUCACAAUAUUCUACCCGACGAGCCGGAGCAGUUGCAUCACAACAAUCCGCCCCAGGCGAUGACCCCGCUAAAUGCACAGCAACCACAUCAGCAGCAGCCCACGCUGCAGCAGCAACACCAGCAACAUUCAACCACUCAGCAGGAGAAGAAGCGUGCAGCAGUAGGUCGUCGGACCACUGCCUCGCUGGAUCUAGAGUCCGAUGAGUCCGAUGAAUUCCUGCAGAGCGAAAGGGAGCGGGAUCGGGAGCGUGAGCGCAGGGAUCUAAUGGAGGAGAGGCACAGUCGUGGACGCAGCCAUGGUCACUAUCCCUACGAAGGCGAAACGGAGGAUUCUGUGCGUGGUGCUGCCCAUCACGAGACGAAAUCCUCGAGAGAAACACAUCACAAACGUAACAACGAAUCGGGACGCUCCCGUCGCCAUCAGGAUCCUAAGGUGGAACGUGAAAGGGAGCGGGAUAGGGAGCGUGACCGCACAUGGCGGCGACGAUCCAACAAGUAUCACAGCGGUGGCGAAGAUCCGGAUCGUUCGUACGAUCAUUCGCGUCGCUACAACAACAGCAACUACGAGGGCGAGUCGGAUAAUCCGGAGUAUAAUCACAUGGGCGACGCAGAACUGGACGGCAGCGGUGGUCGGAGCAGUAAAACCAGUCGCCAUCGACGCAGUGCCGCCGAGGAGGAUUUCGAUGAUUACGAACGGGAACGUAAUCGAUCCCGGCGCUCAACCAAACCACAAUCGUCUGCUGAAAAGUCACGCUCCUCGGGCGGUCGACGGAAUUACGAGAAUUCGGGUCGGAGUGCCCGUACGGACGAUGGACGCAGACGUUAUCAGGAUCAGCGCAAUGCUGGAGCUCAGUAUCCCGUGUCAGCCACCGGCUAUGGUCCCUACGGAAUGUACGAGCAAAUGUCGCGGAAUCCACAAGUCUACGCUGAUAUGUAUGCGAAGUUCUAUGGCCAAAUGAUCAACUCGAUGAACGCAGCUGUUUCGGCGGCUGCUUCGAAAGGCGGAGUUACCGCUGGAGCAGGAGUCAUUCCCGGAUUGGUGCCCGGCGCGGUGCCCGUCAGUGCCGCCCAGUUGGUGGCCGCCACCAGCGGAGGAAGUGUCAGCGGUAGCAGUGAAGCCGCCAUGCUCAGGGAGCGAGAAAGGUAUACACACGCAUACAUAACCCAAGCCAAUGAAUUCCAUCGUCACCAAUACAAAGAGCUGAUCUACCAGCAACAACAACAGCAGCAGCAGCAACAACAACAGCAGAGGGAGGAUCACCUGAACUCCAGCUUUAGCGUUGCAGAGGACAAUGCCAGUUUUUACGGAUCGCACGGAGGAGGUUCCAUCUAUAACCAAUACCAAGCAUAUCCACUCUCCAGUGCCCGAUCGCUGAGUAACUUGAACGGCGAUGGACGCAAUUCCCGAUGCGGACCGUAUUACGCUGGUUCCGAAUGUGGUCUCGAUAUCAGAGCUGCUGCCGAGGCGGCACCUUCGACUUAUGGAGGAGUGGCUGGAACCGCUGGACCGGUUACCAACACUGCGGUGGCUCGUCCGCCUCGCAGACGCACUCCCUUGCAGUUCAACCGACCGCAUUUGGUGGCCUCAUAUGCGAUGAGUCUGCUCCUGAAGGUGAAACCCAAGUACGCGGGUCGUGGACGACUGCGCAACGAUGUGGAGGUGGCACCACCACGCAUUCGGGACGGUACGAGCAGCCUGCUGCGCAUGUAUCCGGGUCCCUUGCAGGGACGCAAGUUGCACAAGGACAAGAUCAUCAGUUUCUGCAAGGAUCAGAUCCGACUGGGACCCACCAAGGGUUGCACCGCACUGUAUGCCACGCAGAAGAAGCCACAGGGCAGCGUGACGAAGUACCGUGCCUCCCAUGCGCUCAUGUGGCACCUGCUUAUACUGUUGCUGCGCCAAAAUGGGUACAUUGCGGACACGGAUGUGGGCGAUCUGCUGCUGGAGAACCAGCAAGAGUAUCCCUACGAUCCCAGCGAGUUCGAAGCAGAGAACGAGCCAGAUGCGGAUGCCGAACAGGAUGCCGCUGCACCGGCGGACAAGACAGGGGAUUCGGAUUUAGAUAGCGAGUCGGCAGCAGGAGUCACACCUGCGGAAACACUUGCAGCAGGUGCGGCAACUAGCUCAGUCAAUGGAGCUGAUGCUGCAAACGUAGCAACGCCUCUGUCGGAACAGGCGGCAACGGACAAGUUCCGCAGCUAUGUGUUGCGCGGAAAUGUCGAGGAGGCACUCCAGUGGGCCACCGACAACGGCCUGUGGACGCAUGCAUUCUUCUUGGCCCUCUACGAGGAUCGCUAUGCUCUCACAGACGUAGCCCAGAAGUUCCUCAAUCGAGCGAUCAAGGCCAACGAUCCAUUGCAGACACUAUACCAAAUGAAGAGCUGCCACACACCGGCGUGCGUCAGCCAGCUGAGGGAUGAACAGUGGGGUGACUGGCGGUCGCAUCUCUCCAUCCUGGUGACGAACAAGAGUCGCCAGCCGGAGUAUGAUCGCAGUUCGGUAGUGGCCCUCGGCGAUACGCUUUUCCAGCGCGGCGAUAUAUAUGCGGCACACUUUUGCUAUCUGGUGGCUCAGGAGGAGUUCGGACGAUACGAUAGCUCUGCUACAGAGCUAACUACUCUGACCGCCAAUGUGCCCAGGCUUAUCCUGCUGGGCUCCUCGCACUACAAGCACUUCAACGAAUUUGCCAGCAACGAGGCCAUCAUCAUGACCGAGAUCUAUGAGUAUGCUCGAUCGCUGUUCGAUCCGAAGUUUAGCAUUGCCCACUUCCAACACUACAAGUUCCUGCUGGCCACAAGGAUCCUCGAUUAUGGUCAGCAUUUCCGCUGCACCAAUUAUUUGGAACAAAUCGCCAGGCACAUCGAACUGAAGCCGGAAAGCUACGACAGUGAUUUCAUUCAGCGGGUUUGCGGUUUAGCCGAACGUCUGCGCUACCAUGAUCCCAUUCUCAUCAAUCGUGUUUCUUUUGCGAGUCCUCCGAAUGCCACCAGCAAGGAUAGCGCUGCUCCCGAAGAGAAGGCCUGGUUGCGUCAGCUUAGAUCUCUGGCCUAUGUGCAGCCCCAACAAGAGCAGCUGCAACAACUGCAGCAGAAUCAGCAAAUCCAGCAGGAGCAAAACGACAUCGAUCAGCAGUUUGCAGAGGUGAACAAGCAAUUCAGGGAACUAAACAUGCAAUACGAGAGCAACAGCAACGUGGAGAAUACGCUGCAGUCGCAGUUGCCACCGGUGGAUCAACAGCCGCCGCAACAGCAGCAACAAGUUUUAUCGGAAUCGCACCAACAGCCACCACAACAAUAUUAUGAGCCACCACCUCAAGCGCCAGCCGAAUCCGAUCCCUAUGGGCAGGGCCAACCGUCCUACUAUGAUCCCAAUGCGGGGCAGCAUCAAUACGAUCCCAAUGCGGGCCAGCUUCAUUAUGAUCCAAAUGCUGCACAUCAUCAAUACGACCAGCAGCAACCUCAACCACAGCCUACUCCCAGCUAUGGCCAAAUAGAGCCAGGAAGUGAGGCCUACCAACCUGGACAACCAACAGCAGAUCCAGCUGCGGUUCCCUCUGGCUACGGAUACGAUUACUGGUCGGGCACACAACAGCCACCUUAUGGCGACGAGCCCACUGAGAAUCAAGCUGCUCUAAAGGAUGAAGAGGAGGAGGAUGAGGAGCAGGAAGAACAGCAGAUAUUGCACUACGCUAAACAGCAGAUUUUGCAGCAAACCAAGCAGCAGCAGCAGCUGCAGCAGGAGCAACAUACUCGCAGCAAUGGCGCCGCCAGCAGCAACAAUCGCUUCAAAUCGAACGCACUGAAGCAGGAACGCAGCAGCGGCUCAUUGCGGAAAAGGCAAGAGGCGUCACGAACAGCAACAAUAGCAGCGGCAGCAGCAGCUAUUGCCCAGAUAACUCCGGCAACAGUUGCAGCGGCAGCGACGCCACCAGCAGCAUCGGCAAAGGCAUUCAAUUUGAAUGAUGUAAGUAGCUUUUCCAGCACAAAUAAACGACAGCAAGCUACCAGCAGCAGCAACAAUCGCAGCAGCAGCAACCAAACAGCAGCAGCAGCGGCAGCAACAAAAGCUGCAGCAACAGCAACAGUACCUGCUGUCCCUAAUAAAUUGCUAAGUUGUAGAAUGUCUAACAGCCAGAAUAGUCCAUACUUAGCCACGCCAAAAACGCUUACCACGCCCACACGUUUCAUUGCCGCUAAAGCAGCCACUGUUACAGCCACGCCCACAGCGCCCGCCACUUCGACGACAACGUCGACAACCAUAGGUGCUAGAGGAUCAUCUACCAAACGGGUUUACUUUAAUCUUCCGUCGACCAUUGCUGAAUCGGAGCAAGAGUUCGAGCAUGAGCUGGACUAUGAGGAUGAGGUGGAGGAGGAGAACAGCAUGGCUCUGGCGCAACCUAAACCAAACGUUCAUCUAGCGCGAAAGCCACAUAUUGUCUUUAAUGGAACCUAUCCCAUUGAUAUGCCACUGACCCAGGGGCAGAGCCAACUCAAGAGCAACUCGUAUGAUCCGGAGGCCAAUGCAGAUCGUGGGGAUCUGCAGCGCUAUAGGAACUACAUGCUCCAUGAUUAUGUUAUAGAUGAGGAUGCCGAGGGCGAGGAGCAGGCCGAAGAAGAGGGCGAUGAGGAUGAGUAUGGAGAUGGAGAUGAGGAUUUAUUCCCUUAUGGCGACGACGAUGAGAGCUUCGAUGAUGGCGAUUACUAUACCCAUCAACUGCUCAAUAAGUAUGGGAUAAUACCAAGCGGCGAGAAACAGAGAGUCGAGAGAACACCGGCAUCCGUGGAGGCGGCUACCUCCGCGGCCAAGCCACAACAUGUGUGGUCCAUGAAGGAGCUGAUAGCCAAUCCAGCCAUACCACUUAACUACAAGAAAAUGUGCUCCGAAGUGGAGCAGAGCCUCAGUCGAUUCGAGAACUAUUUGGACAGCAAAAAGGAGCAACAGGUGCCACCGGGAGCCGCAGUGCGCACCUUCGACAUCGAUGCACCCACUCGAAGAGGCCACCGAAGCAGCACAUCCACAAAUGCUGGCUUGGCUCUUAGAUCUAAGAAGAAAUUGUAAACAAACUGACGACAGUUUGCUGUCUUAGCCCUAGUAAUACCCACAAAUGAUCAGUCAGUAUUUACAAAUCCAAUGAGUUAGGUAACAAGAAAAUAAGGAGGAGCAAGUGCAUCGCUGCUUUUUUUGGGAGCUUUCUGUACUGUACCUGGAGCUUGUCUUAGCCUGUUAGCUUGUAAAUCUAUAACUAGUCUUAAUGCGUCCCUAAGCAAUAUGUUAUCACUAAGCCUUAUAUACGAAUAAUUGUGAGCCAGAGGUUUUUUGACUGCGCCAGUUACUUUAAAACGUUUCCGUUGUUCAUUCGAUUUGAUUCGAUUUAACUAACCCAUAACUACUCUGUUACUAACCAAUCCAAACACUCUUACCUAUAAUCUAUGACUUAUUUAUAAUUCGAUUGCAUCUCGCAGAAGACUAAUUCGUUGCCAUUUCUUAACUCCAACCUCAAU
Drosophila mauritiana is the source of this 7708-nucleotide messenger RNA. RefSeq names its product protein transport protein Sec16A (gene Sec16). Gene Ontology annotation, biological process: Golgi organization; COPII vesicle coat assembly; autophagy. The transcript has 9 exons. Gene Ontology annotation, cellular component: ER to Golgi transport vesicle membrane; endoplasmic reticulum exit site. Lineage: Eukaryota; Metazoa; Arthropoda; Insecta; Diptera; Drosophilidae. The record is from RefSeq and is a predicted model, not a curated record. Bases 204 to 7265 code for a protein of 2353 amino acids.